UUUUACACGCUGGAUGCGGCUGAGGCAAUGAUCGUCUGCAUUGAGCGCUUCUAUUUUAACCGAAUACAAUAUCAUUUAGAGGCUAGAGUUUUUGACUGCAUCGUUGGUCUAGUGGUUAACAUAUUCGACUUAAGAUCACAAAGUCCAGGGACGCUCCCCGUCUAAGGCCAAUGAAAUAGUAUUAUUGGGAUUUCUAUCAAGCAUUUCUUCGCACCAGCCGAAGUUCGGAAAUGCGCGGUCGUUCACCCCGUGCCUCGGAGAGCAUGUUAGGCUGUCGGUUCCGCGCCUGAUCUCUUCCAAUUGUGUCAGAGCUGACCCCAUCGGACUAGAGAGAUUUGUCGCAGACAUCAGACCUGCCAAUAUCUCGCUCGUAGUUGUGAUUUUUUUUUGGAAAUUGACCAACGUGGCUGCAAUCGGUCCGGGAAACCGGGUUGUAUGAAAAGAACAUGAUUGAACCUAAUCAUGGACCCAAAUUGUGAUUCAACAGGUGUUCGUGUGUAUACGUUUGUAGAUGAACAUCAUCAAAACAAAAAUGGAUCUCGUCCAUGGUGGCACAAAUUAUGUUUACGAUUUCAUCAAGCCGAUAAUACGCUAUCACGUGAGCCGACAUGGUGGGGAAAGGUUUUCCCUUUUCCUUUAUUUCCGACUUUCAGGCAGUCUGCUCAACAACUUUGUAUUAUUAUCUUUUUUCUUCUCGUCUGGGGCAUAUUAUACGCUGAACUAGGAGAACCUAUGAGUUUAAAUGGAGAACUAUUGAGUAUGACGAUUCUAGUCAUCUCUGCGUACUUAAUCGGCUGGAUCUGGCUCAAAAUAACCACAUUGCCAGCAUUAAUAGGCAUGCUACUUACUGGCAUACUGUUCCAAAAUUUACAAUUGGUGCAUAUGUCUGAUACUUAUCGAAAACUGAACCAAGACCUAAGAAAAGUGGCCUUAGUCAUUAUAUUAAUGAGAGCUGGACUAGGUCUUAACGCAGGUGUCCUGAAAAAGCACUACGUAGCUGUAUUACAACUGGGUAUUCUCCCAUGGUUGGUUGAGUGCAUAGCUAUCAGUGUAAGCUCACAUUAUUUGCUAAAUUUGCCAUGGAUUUGGGGAUUUCUUUUAGGUUCUAUGAUCGCAUCAGUCUCACCUGCUGUGGUAGUUCCCUGUUUAUUUAGACUAAGGGAUGAAGGUUACGGAGUUGCUAAAGGUAUACCAACACUGCUGUUAGCAGCGGCUGCCAUAGAUGAUUCCGUCAGCGUUGCCGUAUUUGCCAUAAUUCUAAAUGCAAUGUUUUCAACUGGCUCCGCCACAUUUAAUAUAAUAAAGGGUCCGCUAUCAAUCAUUGCCGGUGUAGUACUUGGAUCUCUAUGGGGUGCUUUGGCAUCUUUUAUACCCGAAAGAGGAGAUACUUAUGCUGUUCCACUAAGAUUUUUAAUAUUAUUCUUGGGUGGUCUUUUUUCAUUAUUCAUUUCAAAUCUAAUUGGGUGGAGUGGCGCGGGUCCAUUAGCAAUAGUAUCUUCUGGUUUUAUCGCAGCCUUUUAUUGGGAAAAAGAGGGUUGGCCUGUAAACAAAAAUCCAGUCAGCAAUCUUUUCAGGAUACUAUGGAUAUUCUUCGAACCAAUUCUAUUUGCUUUUACCGGAGCUCAAAUCACGCUAAGUGCCUUGGAUCCGCACGUUAUAGCCAUGGGGGCAACGUGCCUUGUUUCAUGUUUAUUGUUACGCGCCAUAGCAACCUUUUUAGUCAGCUUUAAAUGUGGUCUUAAUAGUAAAGAGAAAAUCUUCAUUGGUCUCACUUGGUUGGCUAAAGCUACUGUUCAGGCCGCAUUAGGACCGGCAGCGUUGGAUUUGAUUAACAACGGACAAACAGCUGGUACAGGCGGACCUACAGAAGAAGAGUCGUACGCUAAAGCGAUUCUCGCUGUGAGUGUACUAAGCGUGGUCAUUUCAGCACCUUUAGGAGCUAUCCUAAUUGCUUUAACAGGACCUCGACUACUUAGUCGUGACUCAAAUGAUGCAGCGGAUGUUAUUCACAAUGCAACGGACAGUAAUAGUGCAUAAUGACGUUACACAUCAAUUUUUAAGUCAGAGUUUCCGAUAUUGUACUUAGGAAUAAUGUUUUGAUUUUUUUUAUUUUAUCGUUAUUACUACCGUAAAUUUAUUUUUAACUAUUUUUAACUCAAUCUAGAUAUAUUUAGUUUAAAAAACCAAAAACUUUAAUACAGAAUUUGACCAUUCAUUAAAUAAUCUAUCUUUGUCUUCACCAUCGCUGAUUAGAAGAAUUUGAUUUGCGUGCUUUCUUGGAUAUUGAUAAAUAAAAUUAUUUUUUGUAAUA
This is a messenger RNA of Pararge aegeria (speckled wood butterfly), 2311 nucleotides long. RefSeq names its product sodium/hydrogen exchanger 9B2-like. Bases 463 to 2037 code for a protein of 524 amino acids. The record is from RefSeq and is a predicted model, not a curated record. Gene Ontology annotation, cellular component: membrane. Gene Ontology annotation, molecular function: antiporter activity. Lineage: Eukaryota; Metazoa; Arthropoda; Insecta; Lepidoptera; Nymphalidae. The transcript has 13 exons. Gene Ontology annotation, biological process: proton transmembrane transport.